GCUGAGUCACAUACCAUGGCCCUUCUCUGGGUUGUCCUUGGCUUCUUCCUCUUUGGCAGCAGCUUCGGCUGCGGGGUCCCCACCAUCGACCCUGUGCUGAGCGGCCUGUCCAGGAUCGUCAACGGGGAGGACGCUGUCCCCGGCUCCUGGCCCUGGCAGGUGUCCCUGCAGACCAGCUCCGGCUUCCACUUCUGCGGGGGCUCCCUCAUCAGCGAGGGCUGGGUGGUCACCGCCGCCCACUGCGGGGUCAGGAAGAGUCACCUCGUGGUGGCCGGGGUGUCUGAUCACGGCUCCGAGGAGGAGGCAGUCCAGGUGCUGAGGGUCGCUGAGGUCUUUGAACACCCCCUGUGGGACCUGCGCACGGUCCGAAACGACAUCGCCCUGCUGAAGCUGGCCACGCCCGCGAGCCUCUCUGGGACUGUGUCCGCCGUGUGCCUGCCCAGCGCCAACGCCAGCUUCCCUGCAGGCUCCCUGUGCGCCACCACGGGCUGGGGCAAGACCCGGUACAACGCUCUCGAGACCCCCGACAAGCUGCAGCAGGCGACCCUGCCCAUCGUGUCCAACGCCGACUGCAGGAGGUACUGGGGCAGCAAGGUCACCGACAUGAUGAUCUGUGCGGGCGCCAGCGGCAUCUCCUCCUGCAUGGGUGACUCUGGUGGCCCCCUGGUCUGCCAGAAGGAUGGAGCCUGGACCCUGGUGGGCAUCGUGUCCUGGGGCAGCGGCCGGUGUGGCCCGUUCUCACCAGGCGUGUACACCCGGGUCACCAAGUUUAUUCCCUGGGUUCUCGGAGUUCUAGAGGCCAACUGAGCCUCUGCCCUGCCCCAGCCCCCAUGUGUGUAAAACCCAAAUAAAACUGCUUGCAUCUUCA
Molecule: messenger RNA, 868 nt
Organism: Balaenoptera musculus (blue whale)
Lineage: Eukaryota; Metazoa; Chordata; Mammalia; Artiodactyla; Balaenopteridae
Product: chymotrypsinogen B-like
Exons: 7
Coding region: 16-807 (263 amino acids)
Biological process (GO): proteolysis
Molecular function (GO): serine-type endopeptidase activity
Source: RefSeq, a predicted model, not a curated record